AGAGGCCAGGGUGCGUGUGUCUCUGCAGGUUGACGACCUUGACAUUCAGAGGGGGGGGCGGGCCGAGGAGCAGUGACCAUUGAGGCGGGGGUGUGGCCUCCCACUCUGGUCAAUCAUAAAAACACUCAGCUUAACUUUGCUCUUCCCCACUCACACCCGGAGUCGCAACACAGACUGAGGCAUCUCACAAACGAGGACUAGACCAACCCAGACAAAAUGGUGAAAGUCGGUAUCAAUGGAUUCGGCCGCAUCGGUCGUCUGGUGACCAGAGCUGCCUUCACCUCCAAGAAGGUGGAGAUCGUGGCCAUCAACGACCCUUUCAUCGACCUGGAGUACAUGGUCUACAUGUUCAAGUAUGACUCUACCCACGGUCGCUUCAAGGGUGAGGUCAAGAUUGAGGGAGACAAGCUGGUCAUCGAUGGACACAAAAUCACAGUUUUCCACGAGAGGGAUCCCACCAACAUCAAAUGGGGCGAUGCUGGUGCCCACUAUGUGGUUGAGUCCACUGGUGUCUUCACCACCAUUGAGAAGGCAUCUGCUCACUUGAAGGGUGGCGCCAAGAAAGUCAUCAUCUCUGCACCCAGUGCUGAUGCUCCCAUGUUCGUCAUGGGCGUGAACCAUGAGAAGUACGACAAAUCCCUCCAGGUCGUCAGCAACGCUUCCUGCACAACCAACUGCCUGGCCCCCCUCGCCAAGGUCAUCAAUGACAACUUCGGCAUCAUUGAGGGCCUGAUGAGCACUGUUCACGCCAUCACUGCAACCCAGAAGACCGUGGACGGCCCCUCCGGCAAACUGUGGAGGGACGGCCGUGGUGCCAGCCAGAACAUCAUCCCGGCUUCAACCGGCGCUGCCAAGGCUGUUGGCAAGGUCAUCCCUGAGCUCAAUGGCAAGCUGACCGGCAUGGCCUUCCGUGUCCCCACCCCCAACGUGUCAGUGGUCGACCUGACUGUCCGUCUGGAGAAACCUGCCAGCUACGAAAACAUCAAGAAGGUUGUGAAGGCUGCAGCUGAAGGACCCAUGAAGGGCUAUCUGGCAUACACCGAGCACCAGGUCGUCUCCACAGACUUCAACGGUGACACUCACUCCUCCAUCUUUGAUGCUGGCGCUGGCAUCGCUCUUAAUGACCACUUCGUCAAGCUGGUCUCAUGGUACGACAAUGAGUUUGCCUACAGCAACCGUGUCUGCGACCUGAUGGCCCACAUGGCCUCCAAGGAGUAAACCAACCAACCAAUCAGAAGUCACUGCACUACGAAACAUCACCCACGUUCUCCUGAACCCAGAGUUAUACAUUUACAAUAAGACAUUGUGUUAUCUAUAACUCUGCCUGGUUUCCAUCUGAUCGUCGACCCCCCCCCAUCACAUGUCUGAGGAAUGGUCCCACAGAGAGAAAUGAAAAUAUUAAUUGGUGACCAAUUACUUUUUUAUUUUAUUUGUGACAGUCCUUGUUCUGUUAUUGUGUGAGAUGGAGUGAAGGUGUGAGAGACUGACUGUAACACUCAGGUGCUGCAGUCAGUGGAAUAAAGUCCUCGGUUUGUGAGA
Paralichthys olivaceus (Japanese flounder) is the source of this 1539-nucleotide messenger RNA. It is a transcript of the gene gapdh, whose product is annotated as glyceraldehyde-3-phosphate dehydrogenase. The record is from RefSeq and is a predicted model, not a curated record. Gene Ontology annotation, biological process: glucose metabolic process; glycolytic process. Gene Ontology annotation, cellular component: cytosol. Gene Ontology annotation, molecular function: NAD binding; NADP binding; glyceraldehyde-3-phosphate dehydrogenase (NAD+) (phosphorylating) activity. Lineage: Eukaryota; Metazoa; Chordata; Actinopteri; Pleuronectiformes; Paralichthyidae.